Messenger RNA from Macrosiphum euphorbiae (potato aphid), 528 nucleotides. The record is from the annotation of a GenBank genome assembly. Lineage: Eukaryota; Metazoa; Arthropoda; Insecta; Hemiptera; Aphididae.
AUGUUCUUGAUGAAUUUACUGUGGUUAUUAGUAGAAGGCAACAUAGUCCAUGUAUGGUCAAUUAAUGAAGGGUAUGGUGAUGAUGUGGCGCCCAAUAAAAACACGGAAAAAUUUAAAAUUAUCAGUAAACCCUGCGAUAAGAAAGCCGAUUUGUUUAUGCUGCAACAUAAACACCUUAGCGCCGAAGGAUUUGAUGCUCCACCGCCAGCUGGAUCAACUAUAUGGCCGUUUUUUGUAAAACGUAUAGCCCAUUCAAAUUUACUUCUCGUUGUUGUAAAAAAUGCAGAAAGCAGUCAAAGUCAUUUGAGUGUAAAUCCAGUUAAAGUGGAGUAUAAAAACACAUCAGGUAUAAUCACAGAUCAUAGUUGCAACAAACUGAAUCUCAACUCUUUUUAUAGACGCAAACUGGGAGGAUGUUAUAAUAGUCAUCCGGAGGAGCCAAACACCAAAGUGUGUUCAAAAUGUAAUAUUAUCAAGUCAACAAUAUUAUUUGUAUUGGUAACGAGCAAUUUAUGUAUGCAUAUUUAA